CUUUGUUUGUGUGGUUUCCUGUUGAAUAUCACGCUGCCUGGGAAUGAUCUAAUUGGAUUUAGUACUUUCUCGUGUUUGUUUCUGGGUAGGAUGUGAUGGCUGGCGUAAUAACCAAGAACAAAUGGAGUUUGAUGAAGUUGCAGUUUAUUUCUCGGAGGAGGAGUGGGGCUGUUUAACUGAAGAACAAAAAGAGCUUUAUAAGAAUGUGAUGAUGGAGAAUUACAAGACCCUCAGGUCUCUAGGAUAUGUUCAUGUGAAACCUUUACUUGUUACACAGAUUGAACAUAGAGAGGAGCUGUAUGUGUAUAGUUCUCCAAUUAACAAAGGUAAAUUCACAAACUGCAAAAAUCUUAGUCAUGAACAGUGUGCUGAUGCUACUUCCAAUCUUCUUCAAAAUCAAAGACCCCAUGUAAGAAAUGUAUGUUCUGAAUGUGGGAAAUGUUUUACCAAGAAAUCAUAUCUUAUAGACCAUCUGAAAAUUCAUACAGGAGAGAGAGUUUUUUUAUGCUCUGAUUGUGGGAAAUGUUUUACUUGGAAAUCAGCUCUUUUUAGACAUAAGAAAAUUCAUAAAGGAGAGGAAGCAUUUUUAUGUUCUGAAUGUGGGAAAUGUUUUACACGGAAAUCAAAUCUUAUUAGGCAUCGGAAAACUCAUACGGGAGAGAAAGCAUUUUCAUGUUCUGAAUGUGUCAAAUGUUUUGCUUCCAAAUCAAAUCUGAUUGAUCAUCAGAAAAUUCAUACAAGAGAGAAAUCAUUUUUAUGUUCUGUCUGUGGGAAAUGUUUUACUCUGCAAUCAAAUCUUAUUAUGCAUCAGAAAAUUCAUACAGGAGAGAGAAGAUUUUUAUGUUCUUACUGUACAAAAUCUUUUACUCAGAAAUCACAUCUUAUUACUCACCAGAAUAUUCAUAUUAAAGAAAAUAAGGGAAAUCGAAGCUUAAAGUGA
Messenger RNA from Bombina bombina (fire-bellied toad), 940 nucleotides. Its product is annotated as gastrula zinc finger protein XlCGF71.1-like. The transcript is spliced from 4 exons. Gene Ontology annotation, molecular function: DNA-binding transcription repressor activity, RNA polymerase II-specific. The record is from RefSeq and is a predicted model, not a curated record. Lineage: Eukaryota; Metazoa; Chordata; Amphibia; Anura; Bombinatoridae. Gene Ontology annotation, biological process: negative regulation of transcription by RNA polymerase II. The coding region runs from base 122 to 940 and encodes 272 amino acids.